This is a messenger RNA of Fusarium keratoplasticum, 1245 nucleotides long. RefSeq names its product Methylmalonate-semialdehyde dehydrogenase. Gene Ontology annotation, cellular component: mitochondrion. The record is from RefSeq and is a predicted model, not a curated record. Gene Ontology annotation, molecular function: malonate-semialdehyde dehydrogenase (acetylating, [NAD(P)+]) activity; methylmalonate-semialdehyde dehydrogenase (acylating, NAD+) activity. Bases 1 to 1245 code for a protein of 414 amino acids. The transcript is spliced from 3 exons. NCBI's taxonomy places the organism in Eukaryota, Fungi, Ascomycota, Sordariomycetes, Hypocreales, Nectriaceae. Gene Ontology annotation, biological process: L-valine catabolic process; thymine catabolic process.
AUGGCUGCACCUUUAAGACGAUUGCGACUUCGGCCCAUCCAAGCUGCACUCCGACCUGCGCUGCAAACACUGCCCCGAUCAACAAGGAUGUCACAUCAAGCUAUCAUCAGACUCUACUCCGUUGUAGCUCAACUCGGAGGGAAGUCGCCAGUCAUCGACUCCAACGCUGGAUACCGCACAAGCCACGAGCCAAUCUCAAACCCUCCGGACACCCCCAACUUCUUGGACAAUGUCUUCGUUCCUUCUACCGCGUCUGGCUGGAUCAGCCUGAAGGAUCCAGCGACGAACCAACCGUCUAUCCCUAUCGCGACCAUCACCGGCAACACAGUUGUUCUUAAGCCCUCGGAGAAGACACCUCGAGCUUCUAUAAUCAUCGCUGAGCUCUGCAGAAAGGCCGGCUUUCCUGACGGAGUGAUUAAUAUUAUCCAUGGUAGUAAGCGAGCAGUCAACUUCAUCAUUAAUAACCCUGUCAUUAAGGCUAUCUCCUUUGUCGGCUCGAAUAAGGCUAGAGAAUACAUCUAUGAGCAGGGCUCAGCUCUCGGCAAAAGGGUUCAGGCCAACCUUAGCGCAAAGAACCACGCACUAAUUAUGCCUGACGCGAAUAAGAACCUGACAUUGAAUAGCAUUGCUGGUGCUGCUUUCGGUGCUGCUGGCCAGCGAUGCAUGGCGUUGAGUGCGCUGGUCACACUCGGCGAGACAAAGGAUUGGCUGAAUGGUCUAGUUGACCGCGCUAAAAACCUUCAGGUCAACGGCGGGUUUGAGCCGGGUGCUGAUCUUGGACCUUUGAUCACACCAGAAAGCCAGAAGAGGGUCGAGGAUCUCAUCGCCAGUGCCGAGGCGGAGGGUGCCAUAAUUCUCCUUGAUGGACGAGGCUGGAAGCAUGCGAAGUACCCCAACGGAAACUUUGUUGGUCCGACCAUCAUCACGAACGUUAAGCCGCACAUGAAAUGCUACACUGAGGAAAUCUUCGGCCCCGUACUUGUAUGCUUAAGCGUCAACAGCCUCGAUGAAGCCAUCAAGCUCAUCAACAACAACCCUUAUGGCAAUGGAGCCGCCGUGUUUACAAGGUCCGGGGCGGUAGCUGCAAAGUUCCAGAAAGAGCUCGAGGCCGGGCAGUUGGGCAUUAACGUCCCAAUCCCGGUGCCACUGCCAAUAUUCUCCUUCACCGGUAAUAAGAAGUCCAGCGCUGGGACCGGGUCUCUGAACUUCUAUGGCAAGGAUGGGCUGAGAUUUUACACGCAGUAG